AUGAUAAUGCUGGUGGGCAAAGCGAAUACUCCUGAAGAUAAGAUCGGGACACCCUCGGGCUCGCUCCGGAAACACCCCGCGGGAUCGCCCCACUACGCCUCGGAUGACUCCGAGAGCGAGUCAGAUGGAUCCAUCAGCAUUCAUCGGAUGUCUCUGGGACCAUCGGGUGGUACGUUCUUAAAGGACAAGAUCGGCAAAGCCAAGACCGGCGCCAUUAAAAGGACAAGCCAGGAGCGACAUGGCUCGGAGAUCGGUCGGUACCCGUACUAG
Peronospora matthiolae is the source of this 270-nucleotide messenger RNA. Lineage: Eukaryota; Oomycota; Peronosporomycetes; Peronosporales; Peronosporaceae. The record is from the annotation of a GenBank genome assembly.